This is a messenger RNA of Drosophila kikkawai, 1511 nucleotides long. The record is from RefSeq and is a predicted model, not a curated record. Lineage: Eukaryota; Metazoa; Arthropoda; Insecta; Diptera; Drosophilidae.
UGUGGGUAGCCCAGUCUGUGGUGACUUCAUUCAGUCGGCCACUGAACUGAGAGGAAAGAUGAUGGUAAGAUGGAAACCAUCCCAAAAAACUUGGCUUUUCAGAAUCUGAGUUUGUUCUGCAAAUUGUGGUUUUCUAUUGCAACAGCUUUCUUUGAUUUUCCUGCUGGCCUGGAGCAUGCAGCUUGGAGUUUUCAUUGUCCAAGCAGAUACUGUGGCUCCUCGCACACCUGAGUUGUCCUCAGAAUCCAUAAAGGAACUUGUUCUAAUCAGAAAGACAUUGGCCAAACAGGCGCAAAGGCUGAGGGGCCUGGAGAUCAAUCUGCACCAUGUCCUGAGCAAGGUGGUUUUUCUAGCCGAUUCGGACAUCCAUGCUCCUCGCAGUUUCUCAUCAAAAGCUGAUCCUUUGCUAGAGCUAUCGGAGCGACUGAAUACAUUAAUGCAGCGACUGGAACAGGAGGCUAAUACUAAGGCAAUUCUAGAAACACAAAUGGACUCUACGAGGCAGCACAAUAAGUGCAAUCAAAUUCCAGAAGUUUCCCCAAAUGACACUGUUCACUUGAAUGUUGCUCAAGUUAAGGAACCCUCAAAAGUUGAGUUCUACCAGCCUGAAAAAUCCGAUUGCUUCGAAUUAGACGAGCGAGUGGAUGGCGUCUAUAGGUUUCUGGUUCCGGAAAGGAAUGAACUCCAGCGAGACUUUUAUGAGCGGUACUGUGCAUUCGCCACGGACGGACCCGCCUGGACGGUGAUCCAGAACAGAGGAGUCUUCGAUCCCGCGGAGAACUUCAAUCGCAGCUGGGACGAGUACCGUGCGGGCUUUGGCCAUCUGUCCAGGGAUUUCUGGUUCGGCAAUGAGUUCACGCACAAGAUUCUCUAUCGCGACGAUCACGAGUUGCGCGUGGAGCUGGGCUAUAAUCAGGGGGAAGAGUUCCCGGAUUGGGCGGAGUACUCUCUGUUCCGGCUGGACAGCGAGGGCUACAACUAUCAGCUAGCGGUGGACGGUGUCUUCCGGGGUUCGCUGCCCGACGCCCUGGAGCCGCACAUUCACCUGGACUUUAGCACAUACGAUCGCCGGAACGAUGGCCAAUCCGCCGGAAAUUCCUCCUGCGCCGAGCACUACGGCGGCGGAUGGUGGCUCGAUCGCUGCACCAGGUCCAAUCUAAAUGGCGAGCACGGUAACCAGAGAGCUGGUCCGGCCAUCCUCUGGUCGUAUUGGGGGACUGGAACGGACACUCCGAAAACCUCGCGCAUGAUGAUACGGCCCGUAAAUUUCGACUCUAGUGGCGAUCCGGCGAAUAGUUACGAGAAUUAAGCGGCGACGAACUUCGAAAUUUAAAUAGCAAUCAGCAAAUGUUGCUUGAACGUUACCGAUAGGUGGCCCUGCAAGUGGAAGGUGGCGAUAGGUAUCGCAUGAAAUUAAAGCUCCACCGAGGGGUUUCCUUCAAUUUUGAUACCCUUAUUCAAAUAAUAUUUUAUUAAAUGUUUUAUAAUUUGCACUUUAAAUUUGACGACUA